Molecule: messenger RNA, 1623 nt
Organism: Ornithorhynchus anatinus (platypus)
Lineage: Eukaryota; Metazoa; Chordata; Mammalia; Monotremata; Ornithorhynchidae
Product: vomeronasal type-2 receptor 26-like
Exons: 4
Coding region: 130-1623 (497 amino acids)
Biological process (GO): G protein-coupled receptor signaling pathway
Cellular component (GO): membrane
Molecular function (GO): G protein-coupled receptor activity
Source: RefSeq, a predicted model, not a curated record
AAAACUCUCUGAACAGCUCCGAGCUGGGGCUGGCUAGGACUCAGACUGUUUGCCUGGGCGAGUCUGUUUCUGAGUCUGUGCCGCCUCCCUUAAGGGGACGUUUCAGCUGGCAGGGAACUUCCCUUCCGAAUGGGACUGGGGCACCUAGGUGAUCUGGGGUUCAGCAUCGUCCUCAGCUCAGGGAAGCUCAGGGCUACAGCUCUAAGGCAGGGAGAAGGGGUUCGGAUGCUGUUCCUACUGCUGCUGUGGAUUUGGCUCCUGACGUCUCCCUUCUCGGUGUCCGGGAACCAAUGCUCCUUGCUCAGGGACUUUUCUCGGGGCUACUACAAAGACGGGGACUUGGUGAUUGGAGGGCUCUUCUCUCUGAAUAUAUUUUCAGGUAUUCCACCAAGCUUUUCCAGCUAUCCUUCUUGGUUCAAUACAAAAUUUGUCCGCGCUGGCAAACACUACCAACACGUCCUGGCCCUGGUGUUUGCCGUGGAGCAGAUCAACAAAGACCCCAGCCUCCUGCCCAACAUCUCCCUGGGAUUCCACAUCUCCGAUAAUUUAUUCCGGGAGAGGCUGGCCGUGGAACAGUCUCUAAUCCUGCUUUCGGGCGCGGGCCGGACAGUUCCCAAUUACAACUGCGAAGCGCGGCGCAAGCUGGUGGCCGUUAUCGGUGGGGUCAAAGCCUCCUUGUCCCUGGCCAUGACCAAUAUCCUCGGAUUCCACAAGCUCCCCCAGAUCACUUACGGCCCCUUUGACGCCGACCUGAGGGAUUCGGGGCAGUUCCCCUCCCUCUACCAGAUGGCCCCCAGGGACAGCGCUCAGCAGCGGGGAAUAGUCCGACUGUUGGUGCAUUUUGGUUGGACCUGGGUCAGCCUAGUGGUCUCCGAUAAUGUUCAAGGUGAAAGGUUCGCCCGGACCCUGAGGGGAGAGAUGGCCACACACGGUGUCUGUGUGGCCUUAACAGAACAGAUUCCUGAAACUAAAUACUACGGAACAAUGGGAAUAAGGCGUUUGUAUACUAAAAUGGAUUCUAAUUUUGUCAACGUGGCCAUUAUCUAUGGAGACAUAGACUCACUCCUCUUGUUUAAAUGGACUCUCAGUAUGGUUGAUGAAUCUGGGAAGAUUUGGAUCACCACAGCUCACUGGGACGUCUCCGUCAGGAUUGAUUAUGAACGGCAAAAUGUUGCCUUCUGCGGCUCCUUGUCAUUUUCCACCCACACCAGUGAGAUUCCUAAAUUCCAGGAUUUUCUCCAGACGGUUCACCCUUUGAAAUACCCCGAUGACAUUUAUCUCAAGAAUUUCUGGAAGGCUUAUCUACAUUGUCAAUAUCCUGUUGGAAGCUUUGAACCAGAAGAGGUGAAUGUCUGCCAAGGAAAUGAGAGCAGUCAAGAUAUUCCUGAAAUAUUUGCAGAUUUGCAGCUGUCAGGCGUGAGUUACACCGUGUACGGUGCUGUGUACGCAGUGGCCCGUGUGCUCCACGCAAUGUUCUUAUUGAGGUCAGAAAUGGAAAUGGCCGAGACAGGAGACACCGUGAGACUUCUGCCAUGGCAGCUCCACUCCUUCCUGAGUCGCACUGGUUCAACACCAGCACUGGGGACGAGCGGCAUUUUGGCGGAAACAACCAGGCCGUCCUGA